AUGGCAUUUCUCCAUUUCUUUCUCCUUAUUCUUCUUCUUCAAAUAUUCAAUCUUUCAAUAAUAACUCAUUCAAAUCCUCAAAUCCCCAGAUUCUCAAUCUUACCCAUUUCAAAAUCUUUAUCAGUUGAGAAACAAGAAGAUUACUUACUAUCACCAAACGGUACUUUUUCAAGUGGAUUCUACAAAGUUGGAAUAAAUGCAUAUUCUUAUGCAAUCUGGUUUACCCAUUCCGCGGACAAAACAGUUGUUUGGAUGGCAAACAGAGAUAAACCUGUCAGCAGCAAAAGAUCCAAACUUUCCUUACAUAGAAAUGGUAACCUCGUACUAACCGAUGCAGACGGUUCCCCUGUUUGGUCUACCGAUACCUUUUCCAAAUCAAAUGCACAACUCCAUCUUCUAGAAACCGGAAAUCUUGUUCUGGCUACCGGUGAUGAUGGGGUUCUUCUUUGGGACAGUUUUCUUUACCCGACCGACACUCUGCUCCCAAAUCAACCAUUACGUAGGAACACAACUUUGGUUUCUAUGAGAAACCCAGGUACAUAUUUAUCUGGUUUUUAUAAAUUCAAAUUUGAUGAUAACAAUGUUAUGAAUUUAAUCUAUGAUGGUCCUUUAUAUUCAAGUGUUUAUUGGCCAAGUCUUGAUAUUACCAUAUUUGAUAGUAAGAGGACUCCUUAUAACAGUACUAGAAUAGCAGCUUUUAAUAGAAGGGGAAGGUUUAGAUCGAGUGAUAAUGUUAAAUUCAAUUCAACUGAUUUUGGAUUCGGACCGGAAAGACGGUUGACUUUGGAUUAUGAUGGUUUGUUGAGACUUUAUAGUUUGAAUCCUUUAAAUGGUCUUUGGGAAAUCUCGUGGUUGCCGGGUGGUUUGGAUUCCUGUCGCGUUCAUGGUUUGUGUGGACCUAAUGGUAUUUGUAAUUAUACACCUAAUGUUACUUGUUUUUGUCCGGUUGGUUUUUAUCAAACGGAUCCUUUGGAUUGGUUUAUGGGUUGCACGUUUAUGUUUAAUUUAACAUGUGCGGCUAAUAUCUCGACGGAUUUGUUGGGUUUUGUGAUGAUUCCGAAUUCGGAAUAUUAUGGGAAUGAUUUGAAUACUUAUGGAUUGGGAAUGAGUUUCGAGACGUGUAGAAAUGCUUGUUUGAUUGAUUGUAAGUGUGUUGGUUUUGCUUAUUCGCAUGAUGGGAAAGGUGAGUGUUUUCCAAAAAGAAGUCUUUUAAAUGGGUAUCAUAUGCCGGAAGCUUCUAGAAACUUCCACAUCAAAAUUCCGAUUGAUAACACGUCGGUUGUGGCGACGACGACGAUGAAGACGCGUUUGAAUUGUACUGCAACGUCGGUUCUUGAGCUGCCGGGGAAUGUUCCUUACGACGAGGGUACUAAAAGAAACCCUUAUAUGAGAUAUUUGGUGGCGUUUGUUUGUUCGUUUGCUGUUAUCGAAGCAAUUUGUAUUGUUUUAGGGUGGUGGUUGAUUUUUCCGAGGCAUGUGCAUGAAGAGUUAGUGAAUAUGGGUUAUAUUGCACUUGUUAUGGGGUUUAAGCGGUUCGGUUUAGCUGAGUUGAAACGUGCGACACAGAAUUUUAAACAAGAGAUUGGAAAGGGUGGAUUUGGAACCGUUUAUAAAGGGGUUCUUGAUAAUGGGAGAGUUGUCGCGGUUAAGAGACUUGAAGGUGUUGUACAAGGAGAAGCCGAAUUUUGGGCCGAGGUAAGUAUUAUAGGAAAACUUAACCAUCGGAAUUUAGUCAAGUUAUGGGGGUUUUGUGUCGAUGAUGAUCAAAAACUUCUUGUAUACGAGUACAUGGAAAAUGGUUCUUUGGAUAGGUUCCUAUUUUCGAAUCUUUCAACGAGUUUAGGUUUCGAUAAGAGAUAUAACAUCGCGUUAGGGACCGCCAAGGCUUUGUCAUACAUACACGAGGAAUGUUUGGAGUGGGUAUUGCAUUGUGAUGUAAAACCGCAAAACAUAUUGCUAGACGAUCAACUUGAGGCAAAGGUGGCGGAUUUUGGUAUGUCUAAGUUGUUGAAAGACAAUAACAAUUAUGACUUGAGUUUCUCGAGGGUUAGGGGGACUCGAGGUUACUUAGCACCGGAAUGGAUGAUGAAUCAAAUGAUAAAUGCGAAAGCGGAUGUUUAUAGUUAUGGGAUUGUGUUGUUGGAACUUAUAAGUGGGAAGAGGGCUUGUAGUAAUGUCGAGAGGGAUUAUUAUCUUUUGGUGGAUUGGAUGAAGAAGAAAAUGAAGGAAGGUGCUGGCAUGAAGGACAAGAUGAUUAUGGAAGUAAUGGACCCUAGAAUACAAAGUGGUGAAUACGAUGAAGAGAAGGCGAGAAGGUUGUUGAGAGUCGCUUUAAUGUGUGUUAAUGAUGAACGCGAUAAACGACCUGCCAUGAGUGAAGUUGUCGAGCUUCUAACUAGAUAUGGUGAAUCGAAAGAAGGGGAUGAAGAAGACGAGGACAUUAUUGGUGAAUGA
Molecule: messenger RNA, 2454 nt
Organism: Impatiens glandulifera
Lineage: Eukaryota; Viridiplantae; Streptophyta; Magnoliopsida; Ericales; Balsaminaceae
Product: putative receptor protein kinase ZmPK1
Exons: 1
Coding region: 1-2454 (817 amino acids)
Biological process (GO): protein phosphorylation; recognition of pollen
Molecular function (GO): ATP binding; protein serine/threonine kinase activity
Source: RefSeq, a predicted model, not a curated record